CUCACAGCUGAGUGGGGGUCGAUGAUCGUUGUUGAUAAUAAUUUGGCGAUGACAUUGUAUAGAUUCCGUAUACAGCAUAUAUAGACGAUGUUGUCAGUGUUACUGAAAGAGCACCAAGCCAAACAGGCAGCUAGGCGAGAAAUCCAAGAAAAGCGAAGAAGAGAAGCAAUUGCAGCCUCAUCUCUCUUCACUCAUGCUUUGGUGGAUAACCUUAAUUCUGGGGUAGCACAGGCUUAUGUGAAUCAGAAAAAACUAGAUGCAGAGGCAAAGCAAUUACAAUCUCAUGCAGCACAGUUUACAAAACAGACAAUGCAGUGGUUGCAAAUGAUGGAACACUUUAACCAAGCACUGAAAGAGAUAGGUGAUGUAGAAAACUGGGCAAAAAGUAUAGAGACUGACAUGAGAACCGUAUCGAGUGCUUUGGAAUAUGCAUAUAAAGAUCAGUCACAAAGGACAUGAUUUAAAGAUAACGAUAUAUCCAGGAAUUAUAUUACAUUGGCAGAUAUGUGAUUUCCAUGGCAAUCAAAAUGUGAAUUCUCAUGGCUGAAUACCAGAACUGAUACGAUCAAUGGUUUUGAAUCUUGCUUGCUUCUCGUAUUAUUUUAAUAGUAACGCAACAAUCUUUGUGAUCUGACUCAAUUGACCACAGUUCUACAUUCUGUUUGACUGUAACAAAUGUGAGACAACAAAUAGUAUAUUCUCAUGUCACACCCAAUUUAGGUUCUACAUAAUGUACUAGUGAUUGACACACCAGGCAACUCUAUAGUCGUUGCACAAUGGCAAUGGAAUAUAUUUAUAAUUUGUCUUUGAGUCUCUGAGAUGUAACAUGUGUAAACUGAUCAAAAUGUAAAUUGAAUCUUGUCUAAACUGAACACUGUAAGCUCAAAACCUGUCUAAACUGGAACAAUGUAUUGACUGGAAAGAUGUCACGUAAAAAGUUGUAUUUGACUUUCUUUUUUUGUAUUUAACAAUUAAUGACUGAAUUAUGCCACGAUAUAUGAAAUGCUAUGCAUAUAUUUACAUUGAAGGCCGUAAUGUAAUGUAAUGGCGAUGAUACAUCAACUGUUUGACAGCCUGCUGCUGGAAUUCAAUCUGAACUGGUUUCACUGUAGUAAGCAAUGUUUUGUCAUUGAAACAUCACUAGAGUGGAAUGAUUGAAGGAUGUUCGCUUCAAUAGCUAGGAAUAUUCUAGUUUUUUUGAUUCACAAUGCAUUUUGUACAUAUAU
Molecule: messenger RNA, 1226 nt
Organism: Saccoglossus kowalevskii
Lineage: Eukaryota; Metazoa; Hemichordata; Enteropneusta; Harrimaniidae
Product: biogenesis of lysosome-related organelles complex 1 subunit 1-like
Biological process (GO): endosomal transport
Cellular component (GO): BLOC-1 complex
Source: RefSeq, a predicted model, not a curated record